This is a messenger RNA of Aspergillus calidoustus, 2295 nucleotides long. The record is from the annotation of a GenBank genome assembly. NCBI's taxonomy places the organism in Eukaryota, Fungi, Ascomycota, Eurotiomycetes, Eurotiales, Aspergillaceae.
AUCGAAACCACGAAAAAGACCCGAAGUGAGCCAGCUUGCCAAGUUGCCUCACCUUUCAUCAUCUCCGAAGACACCAACCAACCUUCAAAUGCAUGAGCUGCCCUCCGAGUCGCACUCAAUACCAUAAUGCCCCCUCCAGUCGGCAGAUACGGGCCUGCUGGCCUAACCGGUCCCUAUUCGCACCUCCAACAAACUCACCUUCAGCAACAGCAACAACCACAGCACCACCCUCACGCCCAGUCUAGCAACACAGCUCUUCCGCCGCCCUCCCUUGGCGGCCACCCCGGGUUCGCAACCGGUAACCCGAACACGAAUAUCAACCCUUUCACAUUAACUGGCGCCGCCGGUGUCGGCAACGGGAUGUCCGUGGCGGGCUUCGGAGGCGCUGCGGAUGGUGGUGGUACGGGCCUCGCGAGCCAUGCGGCCCAGAUGGGGUUUGCCAGAGGAGCACAGAUGCAGCAACAGCAAUUACACCAGGCGCACGAUGGGAGGUUUACGCUUGAGGGGAAGGCAGGUGGAGUGAAGACGCGGAUACGCGACGUGUGGAAACACAACCUUGCUCAAGAGAUGGCCGUGUUAAGAUCGCUGGUUGAGAAAUAUCCCUAUAUCAGCAUGGACACGGAGUUCCCUGGUAUUGUCGCACGCCCGAUCGGAGCGUUCACGAAUAAAGCAGACUACCACUACCAAACCUUACGCUGUAAUGUCGACCUAUUGAAGAUGAUCCAACUCGGGAUUACUCUUUUUUCAUCAAAAGGCGAAGUUCCCCCACCGGAUGCUACCGACGCCAACGGACAACCACUAGGGAACGGUCUCGUACCUGCGCCCUGCACAUGGCAGUUCAAUUUCCGGUUCUCAUUAGAGGAGGACAUGUACGCACAAGAAUCAACAACAAUGCUGGCGAAAGCGGGAAUCGAUUUUAACGCGCAUGAAAAGAACGGUAUCGACCCCCUCGAGUUUGGAGCACUACUCAUAAGCUCCGGGCUUGUGUUGCUGGAUGACGUUCACUGGGUCUCUUUCCACUCUGGCUACGACUUUGGAUACUUGAUGAAGAUUAUGCUUUGCGAAGCGCUCCCGGAAAACGAGGAGGAAUUCCAUAAGCUGCUCAACAUCUUUUUCCCUUCAUUAUACGACAUUAAGUAUUUGAUGAAACACGCAGGACGCAACCAAGCCGUCAACGGCUCCCCACUGACACCAGCCGCUGCCCAGAUCCUCCAGAAUCUUGGCCAGAAAUCCGGACUUCAAGACAUCGCGGACGAACUUGGAGUAAAACGAGUUGGUAUCGCCCACCAGGCUGGUUCUGACUCCCUUGUGACAGGAGAAAUCUACUGGAAAAUGCGCCAAUUGGUGUUCAACGGAAAGAUCGACGAGUCAAAGUAUUCCGGGCAAAUAUGGGGCUUGAAUGGCCAGAUGCCGGCUUUGACAUACCACAUGAACCCACAUCAAACACCAAAUCUCAAUGGCGCCACAAUAUACUCUGCCGCCGGUACGCCUAGUACCCCCAAUGCUGGCGCCCAGACCCCUCAACACCACACUCCCGGUGCGCUGACGCCCGGAAAUACAGGUGGAGUCCUAGGACAUUUCCAGAUGACGAAAUCGUAAAGUCGACCUCUUUUUCCAUUUAUUAAGGUAUAGGCCUGCCGGUCAUUUAACGACAGUCAUCUCCGGCUUCUUUACGCAACCUCUAUAUGCCACCUUUUCACGGAUUUCGGCCAUGGCAAUCGAUAUGACGCGCUGAUACGACUUGACGGAUGUACAUAGCAUGCAGUCUUCAGGAUGCCUGGUUGAGCUGAUUUGGUGCUUUUUUUUUCUCCUUUUCCUUGCAAACCAUCCAUGCGAGGAAGUGACUCGGCUGCUGAGGUUUCUACGUUUUCCUCCUGGAAUCUAUGCUUUCAUCAUCGUUUAGUUUUGGAAGGUGUUUUCAACGGGAGGGUGUAUGGUGUUGCAUCUUCUGUGUCUUCUAUUUCCGUUCUCGGCUGGAAUAUGAUUUUGUUCUACGGCGUUAUCGGGUCUUAUAUGAAGGUUCUCGUUUAUUUUCACCCGUGCCUCGGGUCUAUUCUACUCCCGAUAGAUCACCAUAGGCAGCAACAUGUUGGAAUUUGCUCUCACUGAGUUGCGCAGUAACUUGUUGCUACCUUCGUCGCCCUUAGUUAAAUGAUCCAAGUAACCGUCAACGCUUCGAUAAGUAACUUGUCGCCUCACCCAUAUGUCAAUUCUUAGUCAUGAUGCUCUACGGCCUGCUGCAUAGGCAGUCAAAGUGGGCUUCACUAAAGCUGCGUGGGGAAAGAAAGUUGAUGG